GCAACCUGCGCCGAGGCAGCCGCCUCGCCCUUCUCCGCAUCCAAAGUCCAAGCAAUACACACACACAGACACACACACACACACACUGUGUGUGUGUCUGUGCGUCUGUGUCUGUGUGUAUAUAUACACACACACACACUUUAUUCUCCUUUGCAGCUCAGAGGCAAAAACUGUCUUUGCGAGGAUGGACUACGCAAAGAAGUCGCUGGGCCUUCUCUCCCCAAGAUCCCUCUCCAAGUGCGUCUCGGCCAGCGCCUUGAUGACCCACCAGCUGCUGGUCAGUCCUCCUCCUCCUCCGCCAUUCCGGCCAUUCCGAGUGACCAACUGCGACCGGACACUGCGCAAAGGGAUCGUGGCUGAAAGCCUGGAGGACCUUCAAGAGAAGGUCCGUGGCGCCUUCCUCUUGGUUGGCAACGUCCAGCUGGCCUUGGAUGAAGAUGGGACCAUCGUGGAGACGGAGGCGUUCUUCCGGACGCUGGACGACGGCACCGUGUUUGUGGUGCUGGCAGCGGGUCAGGCGUGGCGGCCAGUCAAGGUGGACGGCUAUCAGAUCCUGGCGUCACGCAAACCACGACGCCGGAUCGACGUGGCAUGCGUGACCUUUGACCUUUACAAGACCGACCCCCGGGACUUUGUCGGCUGCUUGAAUGUCAAGGCGACGCUCUAUGGGGCUUACAGCAUGUCCUACAACGUGCGAUGCUACAGCGCAAAACGGAUAGCGAGGUCAGCUGCUAUCUUGUCCCCCUUCUAGCAGGUCAACAUCUUA
Molecule: messenger RNA, 766 nt
Organism: Sceloporus undulatus (fence lizard)
Lineage: Eukaryota; Metazoa; Chordata; Lepidosauria; Squamata; Phrynosomatidae
Product: cell death activator CIDE-3-like
Exons: 4
Coding region: 185-751 (188 amino acids)
Biological process (GO): apoptotic process; regulation of apoptotic process
Source: RefSeq, a predicted model, not a curated record